AGGGUGUACCUCCCCCGGAAUGCCCUCCUGGGCAGCAGCUCGCCUAGGAUUCUAGACCCUAAAUCUUCUGGGAGCAGCCGGCGAACCGGAAGGACGAGUUCAUUAGCGCCUCCCAGUUUGGUUCCACCAGCAGCGGCUUGCAGCUGCGGGAGCACCACCAUACUCCGGCGCGCCCCGCAAACGGACGCGCGCCUCGAAGCCUCUCUAGGCCUCCCGGGGGACUUCCGCAUCGCUCUUGUUGGUCCCGUCGCAGCCCGCCGUCCUGUCACUUCCCACGGGCGGUCUUCGCGCGGAAACCCGGCGGUUCGCGCGUUCCGGAGCGCGCGGGAGGGGCCGCAGCCCCCCGCAGCCCCGCGCCCCGGCUGGAUCGCGAGCCCCAGAGGAGUUCGGCGGCCGCGGGUCCGAAGGCCACCGCCCGCCGCCCGCAGGCGUCUCAUCCGGGACAGAGGGGCGGCAUGGAGGCCGAGGACUUCCAGGAGGAGCUGACCUGCGCCAUCUGCCUGGACUAUUUCGAGGACCCGGUGUCCAUCGAGUGCGGCCACAACUUCUGCCGCGGCUGCCUGUGCCGCACCUGGGCGCCGGGAGGCAGCCCCGUCCGCUGCCCCGAGUGCCGGCGGCCGUCGGCGCCCGCCUCGAUGAGGCCCAACUGGGCCCUGGCCCGGCUGACCGAGAGGAUACGGCGCCGGCGCCUGGGCCCCGUGCCCGCGGGUCUGUGUGGCCGCCACUGGGAGCCGCUGCGGCUUUUCUGCGAGGACGAUCAGAGGCUCGUAUGCUUGGUGUGCAGGGAGUCGCAGGAGCACCAGGCCCACACCAUGGCCCCGGCCGACGAGGCCUUCAAGAGCUACCGGGAAAAACUUCUGAAGACUCAGUCUAGUCUGACAGCCAAGAUGAAGAAAGUCAUGCACUUUCAGGACAUGGAAGUGAAGAAUGCUGCAGAGUGGAAGGAGAAGAUGAAGAAUCAGCGCAUGCGAGUCAUCGCGGAGUUUGCAAAGCUGCACGUCCUCCUGACUGAAGAAGAGCAACUGUUUCUUCAGGGACUGAGGCAGGAAGAGGAAGAGACAAAGAAGAAACAGAGUGAGAACAUCUUCAGGCUCAAUCAAAUGAUCACUUCUUUGAAGACGCUCAUCCUAGAGGUGAAGGAGAAGAGCCAGGGUUCCACCCUGGAGCUGCUCCAGAAUCCAGCAGAGGUAUUGACCAGGUGUGAGAAUCAGGAUGUGAACUAUUCCUCUGAAGAUCUAACGGUGAAGACUGUGUGCCGGCUACCAAUGAUGAAGGAAAUGCUGAAGCGGUUCCAAGUGGCUGUAAAUCUAGCCGAGGACACCGCUCAUUCCAAGCUUGUCUUCUCCCAGGAAGGGAGAUACGUGAAAAACGGAGCAUCCGCCAGUUCUUGGCCACUGUUUUUUACAGCAUGGAGCUACGCUACCGGAUGGAGGAAUCCGCAGAGGACCACAGGCUUUGUGGAGAGAUUCCAGCAUUUGCCCUGCGUUUUGGGAAAAAAUGUUUUCACUUCAGGGAAGCAUUACUGGGAAGUCGAGAACCGAGGCAGCCAGGAGGUGGCUGCGGGAGUGUGUCGGGAGGACAUCAUGGGGAUCCCCGGUGGUUCAACAAUGUGCCCCAAGGUGGGAAUCUGGGCUGUUUGUUGGAGUUCUGCUGGCUAUCGGCCCCUGACAGGCAGCUCCGUGAGUCCUACCAAGCGAGAGCCAGCUCUUCAGCGGGUGGGAGUUUUCCUGGAUCACGGGGCUCGGGAAGUCUCCUUCUACAACGCUGUGGAUGGAGAAUACCUGCACACAUUCUCCUGUUCUUCCAGCUCCCGUCUCCGGCCAUUUUUCUGGUUGAGUCCAUUAGCAUCUGUAGUCAUCCCCCCAGUGACUGGUGGGAAAUGAGGUGAUUCUCUUUGCCUUGUACCCCAGGCCGGGGACGCCCAUUGCUUGGCCCUCAUCUUUGACUUCAUGCGUUUCCAUCCUGAGUGGUCCAUUCAGAUUCCAGCUUCAUGUUCUGUUCAGCCCCCUGCAUGUCCUGUGUGUAGACAGAUGUGGAAGACCCUGUGGGGUACCUUUCUGGUAGCCGCUCUGAGCAUUUUUUCUCCCUCUCUUCUGCUUCUUCCUAAUGAACUGUUCGGGGUGUGCACCCCACGUGCUUCAGGAGAGGCAGGCCCAUGGGAGGGAAUCCUGGCCAGUGAGGUCGGGUGGGACAUACUCCAGGGUGCUUCUGGGGAAAGUUCUUUAGCUUUUAGAAGGAGAUGUUUGGGAAGACGUCAGCAGCUGUACUGGGGUGAGAGGACCGUGGUAACCGUGGACCAGGAAGGAGAAACGUGGUCUUUGUUGGCUUCAUGAAGCAGUUGGAAUCUCCCUAACCCCAAAUUUCUUGUCAUAUGAGAUUGUUGCUCCUUAUUAUGUAAGGCAGUUUUAGUGCGUUUUGGUCAUUUGCAGGCUGACGUGUCCUCACCGGUGCUGUUGGCACAUAGCACGGACAUCCCACAGCGUAGGCUUAUCUCACUUUUUUGCCAAAAUUGGACAGGUUUAUAGAAUCUCUUCCUGUUCAGUCAUGCACUUCCUUUCCUUUCCAGUAAGUACCAGUAUUUCUCCUCCUGGAAUGGAAAAUCGAGGCAGCUUGCCUCUACGCUGCCCGUGCUGUUCCCCUUCACCCAGCCACGUCCCUGCCUUCAAGUGCUCACUGUGCUUUCCCUCUGUCAGAUUCGUAUACCGUGUGCACGAGGCUAUUAACGUCAUCUGGAAAAUGUUGGGAAAUACUUGUUAAGUGUCUGCACUGGGCCAGCCUCUUCACGUAAUGCCCCCAUGUGACUUUUGCAGCAGAGAUGGAAAAUUAAAGCUGUUGCUAAUAACCACCACUACUAACCAUUUUAAUGUGUUUCCUCCUCGAGUCUGAAUAGAUGUCCUGGCAGUAAUUUAACACGGCUUCUUACAAAACUCCCAGCCCCCUCCCUAACCCUUUUCCCCUCCUGUGUCCCAGCCCAUCCUGGCCUGUCUUCCUUUUCAGCCUGAGCACUCCCCCUCAUUCAGUGAUCUCUGCUGAGUUCUCCUUAACCUCCAGGAUACUUGCUGUUAUGAGUUGAUUUCUGUCCUCCACAGAAAAAGAUAUGUUGAAGUCUUAGCUGUGAGUGUGAGCUUAUUUGGAAAUUAAGAUGAGGCCAUUAGUGCGGUGACCUGAAUGGGGAGGAAAUCCAAGAAAGAGGGGACACAUGUGUACACACAGCUGAUUCCCUUUGUUGUGCAGCGGAAACUAACACAGCAGGGUAAAGCAAUUAUCCUCCAAUAAAAGUUAAUUAAAAAGAUGAGGCCGUGAGGGUGGGUCCUAAUCCAAUAUGACUGGUAUCCUUAGAGGGAAUCUCGUAAACACAGAUGCUCACACACGGAAAUGCCCUGUGAGGACACAGAGGGAAGACGGCCAUGGAAGAGGCUGGAGUCAUGCUGAGCCAAGCCAGGGAAUGCCUAAGGCUGUUAGAAGCUGGCAAAGGCAAAGAAGAAUCCUCCCCUUGAAGUUUCUGAGGGAGCUUGGCCCUGCCAACACCUUGAUUUCAGGCUUCUAGCCUCCAGAAUUGUAAGACAAUAAACACAGUUCUCCACCAGAGAAACUGUAGCUCUGGGAACGGCAGUGAAGACUCCCCAGAAGACAGUUUGGCAACCACUGUUUAUCCUGCACUUUCUCAAAGUGAUUUUUUUUUUUUUUUUUUUGCUGACUGUGCUCUCAGCUUGUGGGAUCUUAGUUCCCCCACCAGGGAUUGAACCCAGGCCCUUGGCAGUGAGAGAAUUGAGUCCUAACCACUGAACUGCCAGGGAACUCCCUCGAGAUGCUGUUGACCGUCUCUAAUGUUAACCGAGCCUUUUUUCCCCUGCCUCCCAGAAUCGGUGGGUGCAUGCACUGGUGCUAUAAGCCGCCCACUCUUUGUGGCCCUGGAUAAAGUUCUGCCAAAGUCUUUUCCUCUGGAGACCAGCCUUUGUUACGGGAAACACUGUGCACAUAUCUCCUGUGAUUUGUACCCCUCUCCCCCUGCCUAAAGCCAUGAGGGGAUCUUUCUCAGCUUUUCACUCUGAGAAUUUGGUGGGGUCCCUAGAGGCAAAACCCAGGAAAUUAGGCACUUCUCCCAAAUACUGCAGCUCCCUAAGCUUCUUACUUUUAAGCUAGACCACAUCAGCCACCAGCAAUUUGUCAAAACUCAUUUAAGUACGCCCACUAGGUUAUGGCUCCAGUAGAUUUUGGUUCUCUGUUAAGUAGAUCUCAGCUUCAAGUCUGUGGAUUUGUCUGUCUUUCCAGAUUUUGGGGUGCAAGUUUGCCAUGCAACUUCAGUUCUCUGAUGGGCCCCCCAAAAAGCCAAUGAUUUUCAGUCUUUUCAUCUUUUUCACAUCAUAAUGAUGUGUUAUGAUUUCCAAAUUCUUUACAUGUUGGAGCUGAAACUGGAAGUAUUCUUUUAUAAUAUUAAAAUAGGUGGCUCAUAGAGUACUAUAAUGGUUAGUUUUAUGUGUCAACUUGACUGAGUUAACGGAUGCCCAGAAAGCUGGUAAAACAUUUCUUGGUGUGUCUGUGAGGGUGUUUCCAGAAGAGAUUAACAUUUUAAUCCACAGGCUGAGUGAAGAAGAUUGUAGUCACCAUUGCAGGUAGGCGUCACCCAGUCAGUUGAGACCUGAACAAAAAGUCAGAGGAAGGGCCAAUUUAUUCUGUGUCUUAAGCUGGGACAUUCAUCUUCGUUUGCCCUUGGACAUCGGUGCUCCUGGUUCCCAGACCUUCAGACCUGGACUGGGACUUAACAUCAUCAGCCCUCCGAUUCUCGGGCCUCUGGACCUCAACUGGAAAUUAUGCCAUCGACUCUCCUGGUUCUCAGGCUUUUGGACGUGGACAGAAUUAAACCACCAGCUUUCCUGUUUUUUUUUUAGCUCUCAGCAGAUUGUGGAACUUCUUGUCCUCCACCAUCACAGGAGCCAAUGGCCAAUGAGCUAUGCUAUUAGUUCUGUUUAACUGAAGAACCAUGACUAAUACAUCCUCAUACAGCUGAGUCUUGCUUGUUUUGCUAAACAGUCUGUCAAUUCUUAACUGUUACUUUUAAUCCACUCACCUUUAAAGUUACUAUGUAUAGUUGGAUUAAAAUACACCAUUUUGCUAGCUGUUUUCUAUUAGUUUCAUUUCUUCUAUUUCUUUUUUUCUCUUUUCUGCCUUCUCUAGUUUUAUUAUUUAAAAAAUAAAGUUGAUUUUAUCUCA
Dama dama (fallow deer) is the source of this 5211-nucleotide messenger RNA. RefSeq names its product tripartite motif containing 4 (gene TRIM4). The record is from RefSeq and is a predicted model, not a curated record. The coding region runs from base 456 to 1883 and encodes 475 amino acids. Gene Ontology annotation, molecular function: zinc ion binding; protein binding. The transcript has 6 exons. Lineage: Eukaryota; Metazoa; Chordata; Mammalia; Artiodactyla; Cervidae.